Messenger RNA from Phytophthora infestans T30-4, 1265 nucleotides. RefSeq lists its product as uncharacterized. The transcript has 2 exons. NCBI's taxonomy places the organism in Eukaryota, Oomycota, Peronosporomycetes, Peronosporales, Peronosporaceae. Bases 1 to 1044 code for a protein of 347 amino acids. The record is from RefSeq and is a predicted model, not a curated record.
AUGGUGGCAGCAAAGAAGGAGCGCCGUCGACAGCAGGUGCGCUACGCCUCACGUCGUCGUCGUAAGAAACAGAAGGACGAGGAGAGUUUCCUGCGCGACCGCAUCGCGGAGUUGAAGGAGCAGAUCCGCAUCAUUGGCGGUGACCUGACAGAGCAAUGCUCUCAGAUGGCAGGAAUGAGUGAGCAAGCUCUGACGGAGGCGUACGAGAAGCAGAUGGUGACGGUGCAGACGCUACGCAAGGACAACAACAAGCUGAAGGAGCAGUUGUUGCAGCACGAGAACUUCGCUCGCAUGAUCCAGUAUGGUCUGAAUGCGUUGCCCAGCGACUGCCGUGACGUGGACCGUAAGAAGAUCGCGGGUGUCCCGAUGUGGAUCAGCGACCAGAUGAACCCUCUGAAGGGUCCGACACUGGUGGUGGAUCUGAAUAUGUGUCACGAAGCUGUGCGUCACACGUACAACGAGCUGAAGACGUUUGGACCGUCGGUGACCUCGAAGACGAACGUGUGUCAUGCGAUGGGCUGGAAGACCGAGUUGUGGGCUGCCAGCACGUGUCUGAACUUCCGAGCGGUUCGUGCGAUCAGUGAUAAGAACAUCCGCGAAGUGGCCAAUGCUUCCUGGGACAUCAUCACGUCUCCCGAGAAGUGCAAACGCAUUUAUCCGGAUGUCAAGCAGUUCCGUAUCUUGCAAAAGGUGACGGAUGAUAUCGUGGUGGUGCACCGUAUCGCGUCGGUGGCGUCAGAUCUUUCUGACCGCGAGUUUAUCUCGGUGGCAUUUCGAUUGCGUGAUGGUGACGACUACUAUAUCGGACUCAAGUCCAUCACGGUGCAGACUGAGGCUGCUGAGAACUGCAUUCGUGGUGAGGAAUGUCAAGGCUGGAUGUUCGUUGGUGGCGAGAACGAGACGUCGCAGUGGAAGGCUCACUUCUUGGGCUACUACGAUGUCAAGGGCGAGAAGGACGACAAGGUGCUGAACCAGCUUGCUAACGAGGCGAUGUUCGGUAUGCUCCGAUGGGAGAGUGAGGCCAUGCACCCGCUUAGCGUAUAGGGCAGGCAUCAGCCUGCUUUGCAAGACUCUCAUUUUUGCCCAACUUCUGACACAGCUUCACCUGCCUAACGCUGCGUCAGACGAAAUAUCUGUAUGCAUGUGCUGACCAAUACUAAAGAAUGCAGACUGGAAGCCGCUUCAGUCGAGCAGAUACAAACCCUAGUAACAGGAACCGAUUACAUUCCGGCAAACAAGUUCUUCUCUCAAUAUAAAUACGUCGA